This is a messenger RNA of Aspergillus vadensis CBS 113365, 699 nucleotides long. RefSeq lists its product as uncharacterized. The coding region runs from base 1 to 543 and encodes 180 amino acids. The transcript is spliced from 2 exons. Lineage: Eukaryota; Fungi; Ascomycota; Eurotiomycetes; Eurotiales; Aspergillaceae. The record is from RefSeq and is a predicted model, not a curated record.
AUGGCCGCUCCCGCUUCCAAGACCAUCCACGACCUUAACGGUUCCUGGACUGCUAACAACACCCUCUCCGAGUCCUCAGCCGAUAUCCUCAAGGUCCAGGGCGUGAACUGGCUGACCCGCAAGGUCAUUGCCAUGGCCCACGUGACUCUGAUCAUCAGCCAGAGCACGGACGAGACCGGCAACAUCCACCUCGACAUCGAGAACAAGCCCAGCGGUGGCCUCCCCGCUACCCAGGAGAAGCGUGUCCUGAACUGGGAGCCUGUGGAGCUCACCCACGGCCUCUUCGGCAACAUCCGCGGUCGCUCCCGCAUCUGCAAGCUCGCCGAUCUCGACGACGACUACCUCCGCCAGGGUUGGGAGGACGGCACUGAGGAGGUCAUGCACUUCAAGACUGAGCACCUCGACUCCAAGGGCGUCAUCACCCAGCAGGUCGCUGGCUUCAUUGUCAUCGGCGGCACUCGCUACCACGCUAGGCGGGUCCUCGUCACUAAGGAUGAUGGCGAGAGGCUUGAGGCUAAGCUUGUCUAUGACUACCAGGGUUAAAUUUAGAUUUAAACGACCCGGAGUGUAUAUGUAUUGAUGGCUGUUUGACUGUGGGGGGUGGGCUACAUCAAAGGGGGUAUAGUAUACCAGCCUUGAGGCGAUGUAUAUAGAUUCUGUUUUCUGGUUCUUUUUCAUUUUUUUCAUUUGUACUUGACG